AUGCACCUGACGUACCUGACGCUCCUCCUGACGGCGACUACAGCUCCACUUUCAUCCGGAAUCGUCUACGUCCGGAUGAAGAACGAACGUGGCCCAACAGCCGUCCGAGCGGGCAUCAACUGUCUGGAGCUUCUCACCGAUGUCUUCUUCGACACGAGCGAAUCGAUUCAGAUUGAAAACAUUGUCAUAUUCCACUUGGACAAUCUAAGCUCUCCUGCUAGGGAGAUCGAAUUAGGAUAUCUGCAGAAUCAUCACACCGGAUACGAGGAAAAGGAGGAAGGUCCCAGACAAACUUUCCAACUGAAGCUGAUGUCCGAUGUUCUGCCGUUGAGCAGCUUGCGGAGAAUACAGUUUGUCGACUACAAACUGAUCGAUUUCUACGUGAUUGUGGUUGACGAGAUGGAUAAGCUGGAACGCGCUCUGAAAUACAUCAGUUCUGCUUAUGCGUUCAAUCCUCGGGGGAAAUUUAUCAUGUUGUACAAUAAUCCGAACGACCGCGAUAACGAAGAUCGGUUCGCGUUGGAAGCGUUGAAUUUUAUGUUUAUCCAACACCAUUCGGUUAACGUGUUGAUGGCUUUCGCGGUAGAUUUGAUGACCUACAAUGUGUACACUGGAGAUCCGUACCAUGGAACGCGAAAGGAUUGUGGUGUAAUGAAGACGUUGAAAGUUGCUACGGUGGUGAAUGGAACUUUCAGAAAUGCUGGUCAAGCAAUUAAAUCUAUCAAAAUGCCGAAGGUGCCAGCGGAAAUGGAAUCCUGUAUUUUUAAACUGUGCACUAGAGUUGCUUCGCCUUUCAUCAACGAGGGUUGCGAAACUGGAUUGGAGUUGCAAAUUAUGCAAUUGCUGCAGGAAUCAAUGAAGUUUAAUGUGGAAAUAUCGUGCAGCACUAUGGAACGAGGCGAACUGAUGGACGAUAACAUCACCUGGUCGGAUCUUUUGGGGAAGCUUCGAGCAGAUGAAUGCGAUAUCAUUGCUGGAUCAUUCUAUCCGGAUUACGAUGUGCAUAUGGAUUUUGCAGGAACGUCACUCUACUUGCAGGACUACUACACAUGGUUCGUGAUAUUGGCCGGAUUGGAAAGCCGAUGGAAAGUACUAUUGGGGAUUUUUGAAAUUGCUACGUGGGAGCUGAUUUUAGUCAUUCUUCUUAUAUCAUCGGGCACAUGGUUCCUUAUUGGCUUAUCCCUACCGGAGGUGCAAGCUCAUAAGCAACUAUCAACAUGCUUCCUGAACACUUGGUGUGUAUUCUUGGGCGUCUCAACGAACAAUCGACCAAUGUACAACUCCCUUAGAAUUUUCUUCAUGGCACUCGCCUUAUAUGGGAUGAAUCUGACCACCAUCUACACCUCCCAGCUGAUCAACUUUUUCACGUCUCCUCCAAGAAAAUAUCAAAUCGAUUCCAUCGAAGAGAUCCUGGCAGAAAAUUUCCAAAUCGGAGGCCGCAUGGAAUAUGAAGAUUGGUUCCUAAACGAAGACGAUUUCGAUCUCCGAGUGUCGACGCUGUACGACAACACGGAAGAAUUCCAACCAUCCCCAGUCAAUGUGAAAGCCGUUUCCGAAGGCAAACGCGUCAUUCUGACCAGUCGGAUGUACAUCAUGAGCAGCCACUACCGAGAGGAUGUCCACGCUCUCAGUCAGGAUGUUUUCGCCAACCAGUUGGAGAUGAUCGUCGAGAAGGGCUUCCCCUUGCUUCCGAAGUUCAACCGAAUUAUAUCGAAUCUAAAUGACAUGGGAAUCACUUCGAAGUUAUUCCAAGAUUUCCUAUACAACGUAACGAUUUUGGACAACAUUAAGGAAAUUCUGAAUCCGGAUGAAGAUCACCAACUAGCAGCGAAGCAAGAAAUUGUGCUGACAAUUGAUCACCUGCAGAGUGCGUUCUGCUUUUACUUGAUCGGGGUAGCAAUGAGUACGGUUAUCUUUUUGGGGGAAGUCUUAUCGAGAACGGCGUGGUUUAAAAUUAUCGCAAACUCGAUUGGAGAAUGGUUGGACCGUUUAUUGGUUUGGUUGAAGCUGCGUGACGGUCGUACAAAACCCAUGAAAUUGAGGAAGAGAUCUCGUGGGUUGACAAAGUUGAAGAGGACGAAAAGGUUCUACUAA
Molecule: messenger RNA, 2094 nt
Organism: Ochlerotatus camptorhynchus
Lineage: Eukaryota; Metazoa; Arthropoda; Insecta; Diptera; Culicidae
Gene: Ir60a
Product: Ionotropic receptor 60a
Exons: 1
Coding region: 1-2094 (697 amino acids)
Source: RefSeq, a predicted model, not a curated record